Messenger RNA from Salmo salar (Atlantic salmon), 2076 nucleotides. Lineage: Eukaryota; Metazoa; Chordata; Actinopteri; Salmoniformes; Salmonidae. The record is from RefSeq and is a predicted model, not a curated record.
GACCGCAGCCUAGCAAUGAACACACCCGAAUCGACCUGCAUCCUGGAACGCAACCACGGUCUAUCAAUGUCACUAAAGCUCCCAGCUGGGCCACGAGUAGCCGGAGCUAGUUCAGAGAGUGGGGACGGAAGAGCGAGUUUUCUAUUGGACAGCUGUCUCCUGGCCCUGCCCAGCUGUACCGACAGAGAAAAUGGCGGCCAUAGAAAGCGUCACCGAGGGCGUCUGGCGGCCCUGGCCAUAGCAGUGGUGGUGAUCGCUGUGGGAGUUCCCUUGUGGUGGAAGACCACUGAGACAUACAGGGCAUGGCUACCUGUCACCCAGAUCAACCAGCUAGCUCAGCUGCAGCUACAGUUGAGUGUGGAGGUAGAGGUGGUGUUCUCUAGAGGAACUCUGACAGCUGAACACCAGAAGAAGGUUGAUCCCACACACACACGCCUGGAGGAGCACCCUGUGGACGAGACCACAGGGUUGAGUUACAGGUAUGAGACUAGAUACAGGACAGCUACCAUCAUGGAGGAAGAUGCCCUGAACCAGCCCACUCCUGCAGAGACUGAUCAGUCUCUUCAUCUGCUCAGCGAGAGCCCCUGUGGCUCCGUGGUCAUCUAUGUCGUCCCAGAAUCCUCCACACUGCUACCUGAGGGUGUGAGUGUGUACGUGGGUCAGAGGCGGACGUCGUUGUUGCGUGCGGGGAGGCCGAUGAGACUGGGCGUCGGCCUGAAGGAGGUGCUUGCCCACCUGGAGACCCAGGUACAACAGGUUCUCAAGGUCAUGUCAUUCAGCCACAGUGACAUCACCGCUGCCCUUAGCGACCGCGUCCGCCUCGACUACAGUAGCAGGGACGGUCUGGUCGACAGCAUGAGAGCCUUCAAGUCCAGCCCAGGUUAUGAAAUAACCUUCAGCCUGUUGAACCCUGACCCUAAGUCUCACCAUCUGCACUGGGACAUAGAGGCAGCAGUCCAGAGUUAUAUCCAGCCUCUCCUGUCUAAGCUGGCCCCGGUGGCCGACUUCAGUCUGGACUCACAGAUCCUCUACUACGCUGUCCUAGGGGUCAACCCACGUUAUGACCCCUCCCUCAACGCCUACACGCUCAACGCCGACAGCCUGUCUCACGUCAUUAACCCCGUAGAGGCCAGGCUGGGCUCCAGCGCUGCGUCAUCCAACCCUGUCCUGAACUUCCUGCUGUACGUCCCAGACGCACGUCACUCCCCCCUCUACAUCACCGACCACCGCAAAUACACUGUUGUCUCCAACGCCUUCAGCUCCCCGCGCUGGGGUGGCAUCAUGGUGUAUAAUGUCAAUGGGACAGAGCUUCCUGUUGACAUCAACAUAGACAUGACCAGAGUGAUGGGAGUCUUCCUAGCACAGCUACGGCUGAUGUUGGGUGUCCAGUCGUCAACCCCUCCCCCUGGCUUCCUGGUUGGCCCGUGUGGCCCAGCGGGAUUGGCUGACUGGGAGUUGGACCGCCUCCUGUGGAGUCGCAGUGUAGAGAACGUUGCAACGGCAACCACAACCAUCACCUCAUUGGCCCAGCUGCUGGACCAGAUAGGAAACAUCGUCAUCAACGACAACAUUGCAGAACAGGUGUCGGCGGCAGUUGCCUCUCUCCAGUUGGCUGUGGGUCAGCUGGAGGCGGGGAACCUGGGCCUGGCCCUGCAGUACAGUAAAGAAGCUAUCCUCCAAUCAGAACGAGCCUUCUUCGACCCCUCCCUCCUCCACCUCCUCUACUUCCCCGACGAUCAGAAGUUCGCCAUCUACAUCCCUCUCUUCCUGCCCAUGUGUGUCCCCAUCCUGCUCUCACUGCUCAAGAUGGCCGCCGAGGCCCGCCAGAGGCGAAGGGCGAGACAGGACAAGAAGGAGUGAGAUGGAGUGAGAUGGAGAGAUCGGACCGAUGAACGGGCCCAGUUGGUUCACUGAUCCAACAAAGUGUUUAAAGGAAACUGUCUGGGCUCAGAAAUGAUGUUAAGACCGUUAGAAAUACAUGGGGCCGUAUUGAUCAACCUUCUCACAAUAGGAGUGUUGAUUUAGGAUCAUUUUUUCCCUUUCAGAACACAAUGAAUAAGAUUAUAUGGACAGGGG